Molecule: messenger RNA, 924 nt
Organism: Polychytrium aggregatum
Lineage: Eukaryota; Fungi; Chytridiomycota; Chytridiomycetes; Polychytriales
Exons: 2
Coding region: 1-924 (307 amino acids)
Source: RefSeq, a predicted model, not a curated record
AUGCCGUCCCGCGGAGCAAAUCGAACGCCGUCCCUGUUUCCCUCGGAGCUGCCUGCGGCCGAUCUGGUGCCCAAGGUAUCUCCGAACAGCAAAACGCAAACCCAAGCUCGUCCCGAGAGCGAGUAUCACUAUGCCCUGCCGCCCUCGAUCACCACGCACAUCCCAGCGUUGUUGUCAAAUCGAUUUCAGCGAGCAAUUGCAUUGAGACAGAGAAGGAAUGAGCUCAGCGAACUCGCAAGCGGAGACCCGGCCGGCACUCUGCCGCCACUCAAGAGCGGGCCCUCGGGGCAAGGUGACGGCCAGGCGACAUCCUCGGCAAUGGCCGCCGGUCUGGGUCGAUCCCAGUCGCCGCAAACCGAGGGGGACAGCAAAACUCAGGGCAAAACCGACAACAAUAUGAUCGAUUCACUCGAUAGCGCAAAAUACCGCCCGUUCCCUCUCAGCGAUGGAUCGUCAUUCUCCCCGAAUCGCAUCGGACGGCGAAGGUUCCAAAACCUGGAUCCACUCACCAAGGCAAAGUACCUGGCCUACCAGCCGCCCGCACCGCCGUGCGCCAAGCAGAUCAACGACUCGGAGCGACGGGCGCGCUCGUGGGAAGUUGCGGAGCGCAAGGCAACCAACGAAUGGGUCAGCAGCGUGCUGAAGCGAUGGGAGCGACGAAAGCAAGGCGUGCUCGUCUGCACUGGCGAGGAGGGCAAGGCAGGGACGCUGGGAGCCAAGAAGGCCGUGGAUCGGAUGAAAGGCAAGAUUGAACGAGCGAUUGCAGCCAGGGAAUCCGAGUUGCAGUUCUUGGUGGAGGGACAGUCCAACUCCAUCGAUGCCAUUCGUCUGAAGGAGCAUUUGGAUCGAAAGCAUGGCAAGAUCAGACUGGGCAAGAUCUACACCGACAAGGACCGGAUUCGGAUCGAGGAGCUCCUGAGCUGA